Molecule: messenger RNA, 1460 nt
Organism: Notothenia coriiceps (black rockcod)
Lineage: Eukaryota; Metazoa; Chordata; Actinopteri; Perciformes; Nototheniidae
Gene: cyp1c2
Product: cytochrome P450, family 1, subfamily C, polypeptide 2
Exons: 4
Coding region: 1-681 (226 amino acids)
Biological process (GO): progesterone metabolic process; hormone biosynthetic process
Molecular function (GO): iron ion binding; steroid 17-alpha-monooxygenase activity; heme binding
Source: RefSeq, a predicted model, not a curated record
AUGACGUCACUUCCGUGUUUGCCUGCCGCUGGCCACCCCGCCCACAGCAAUGAUUAUUGUCUCAGAGAAGGGGUGAAGGUCUGGAGAAGGUCCGAGAUAAACCUGGUCCGGUUUGGAGCGGAUUUAACCCAGUUUGUGAGCUGGUUUUGCAACCGGUUUGGGACCGUUGGGUCCUUUUAUCUUGGUUACCAAAGGGGUUGGGCUAUUUUGAUUNCUGUCAAAGACAGAAACAGUCUGACCUACCUGGACGCCUUCAUCUACGAAACCAUGCGCUUCACCAGCUUCGUCCCUAUCACCAUCCCCCACUGCACAACCUCAGACGUCACCAUCGAAGGUCUCCACAUCCCCAAAGACACAGUGGUCUUCGUCAAUCAGUGGUCCAUUAAUCACGACCCCCUGAAGUGGAAGGAUCCACAUAUCUUUGACCCCUUGCGCUUUCUAGAUGAAAAGGGCUGCCUUGACAAGGAUAUCACCAACAACGUUAUGAUCUUCUCAGCAGGGAAGAGAAGAUGUAUUGGGAACCAGAUUGCCAAAGUUGAGAUAUUUAUGUUCUUUGCAAUCCUACUCCACCAAUGCAGAUUUGAAAAACGUGAUAAUGAUGACCUGUCUUUAAACUGCUCCUAUGGUUUAACACUAAAACCGUUAGACUACAAGAUCACUGCCAAAGUUAGGGGGAAAUAAAACUUGUGAAACUGCUUGUCCAGUUAAGGAAAAACCAAUAUAUAUAUAUAAGGUAUAAGGUACAAUAUAAGGUACGUGUUCUAAGAAAAUAUUUAUAGUUGCCUUGUAUCACAAGGACUUUUGUUUUAUAAGCUUUGAUUAAACUAAAUAGGAAAUGAUAAGCUUCCUUACUUCAGCUGCUAAAAUUGUGACAAUAUUGUGUUCUCACUAUUAUCUGGACUUCAAAUGCAAAUUGUAUUCCUCAACUCUUGACUAAAAAAAACUAAAUAUAGCUGCCUCAACAUGUAAGAAAAACAAAUAAUGUAAUUAAAGCUUUUGAUGUAUAUGCCCAAAACCCUAAUUCAUAAUAAACCAUGAGUAUGUAUUGUUAUGUAUAUGAGGGUAUUUAGUGAGUCAUUUUAGAGUCACCCCAAAUUGCAAUAUAAACCAGUGCUUAUUUUGUUUUUCUCGCUGAUGCUGAAAAAUCAUGUGCCAGCUGUGUGGUCUCUACUAACCAGUAAUUCACCCACACACUCAUUAAUCUUUCUGUGCAUUGAACCUUCUCAUGUUUGAGCUUAUACAGCGUGCAAGUCAUCUGUGCUGAUGUACUCCAAAAUCAUGCAUUAUAAUGUUGAAUUCUGUAAAAAACUCAUGUCUAAAAGUCACUUAUUUCAUUGUUGGUUAUACUGUCCUCCUUCCUUUACUACACAUAAAGAAUCACUGUGCAACUGGAUUUAUCUGGCGUGAAUAAUAAGCUGUAUAGAAUAGCCAUACGAUGUAUUAAAAUAAAUAUAACCCAU